Messenger RNA from Melopsittacus undulatus (budgerigar), 1181 nucleotides. It is a transcript of the gene NMBR, whose product is annotated as neuromedin B receptor. The coding region runs from base 4 to 1170 and encodes 388 amino acids. Gene Ontology annotation, biological process: bombesin receptor signaling pathway. Gene Ontology annotation, molecular function: bombesin receptor activity. The record is from RefSeq and is a predicted model, not a curated record. Gene Ontology annotation, cellular component: plasma membrane. The transcript has 3 exons. NCBI's taxonomy places the organism in Eukaryota, Metazoa, Chordata, Aves, Psittaciformes, Psittaculidae.
AGAAUGGAGACAGAGCUGCUGCCCGAGCUCCCAGCGAUGCCCCUCGCGGGCAAUGGGAGCGCUCAGAUGGUGCCAGACACAGCCCUGCAAUCCCCAGGCAGGGGCACAGCCAUGUUUAUUGUCCGCUGUGUGAUCCCUUCACUUUAUCUGCUCAUCAUCACCAUGGGCUUGCUGGGCAACGUCACCCUCAUUAAGAUCUUCAUUUCCAACAGUGCCAUGAGAAGUGUGCCCAACAUUUUCAUCUCCAGCCUUGCUGCUGGUGAUCUGCUGCUGCUAGUGACCUGUGUGCCCGUGGAUGCCUCCCGGUAUUUCUCUGAGGAGUGGCUCUUUGGGGAGGUGGGCUGCAAGCUCAUCCCUGCCAUCCAGCUCACCUCCGUUGGUGUCUCUGUCUUCACCCUCACUGCGCUCAGUGCUGACAGGUACAAAGCAAUUGUAAACCCCAUGGACAUCCAGACCUCCAGUGCAGUGCUGUGGACCUGUCUUAAAGCCAUUUCCAUCUGGGUAAUUUCCAUGCUUCUAGCGGUUCCUGAAGCAGUGUUCUCUGAACUGGCCCACAUCAAUGACACGGAUAAUGUCACUUUCACAGCAUGCAUCCCAUACCCCAUGACGAACGACAUGCACCCGAAGAUCCAUUCUGUGCUGAUUUUCCUUGUGUAUUUCCUUAUCCCUCUUGCUGUUAUUAGUAUCUACUACUGUCAUAUUGCAAAGAGUUUAAUAAAAAGUGCUCACAACAUCCCUGGAGAAUACAGUGAGCAUUGCAAAAGGCAGAUGGAAACUCGGAAACGUCUGGCAAAAAUUGUUCUAGUUUUUGUUGGCUUCUUUGCUAUCUGCUGGUUUCCUAACCAUGUUCUAUACAUGUACCGAUCUUUUAACUAUAAUGAGAUUGAUCCAUCGACAGGACAUAUGGUUGUUACCUUAGUGGCCCGAGUACUAAGCUUCUGCAACUCUUGUGUCAACCCAUUUGCACUGUACUUUCUCAGUGAGAGUUUUAGAAGACAUUUCAACAACCAGCUUUGCUGCAGGAGGAAAGCUCGGCGAGAAAGGUCUGCCAGCUACUUGCACAACUCUUCUGCUAUUCAAAUGACUUCCCUGAAAAGCAAUAUCAGGAACACAGUGACUAGCAUGACACAACUGAAUGGACACAACUUGAAACAAGAAAUGUCAUUAUGAUUUAAUAGGUG